GCCUCCUUCUCCCUGCGCCGUUGCUCGGCUCCGGCCAUGGCGGGGGAAGAGCGGCAGCGGCGGCCGGGCUAAGCGAUGCUCCCGGCGCCGAGGAGCCGCCCGGGACCUUGACGCAGGCUUGCAGAAAGCGGCGGAGGAAGAAGAGGGUGGCGAGCCGUGCCGUGCCGUGCCGUGCCAUUCCCUGGGCAGUUGAGCGCAGUGGGCUAUGGGAUGGAUGAAGCUGAGCAGGACCAGUCUGAAGCCCGCCUCAAAGAGCUCUUCGACAGCUUUGACAUCACCGGCACUGGCUCCCUGGGCCACGAGGAGCUGACCGAGCUCUGCCACGUCCUGCAACUGGAAACGGUGGCCCCGGGGGCGCUGCAGCAGACACUUCUGCAGGGCGAUCUCCUGAGCCGGGUCCACUUUGACCAGUUUAAAGAAGCCCUCAUCCUCAUCUUGUCCAGGACAUUAACGAAUGAAGAGUCCUUCCAAGAACCAGAUUCUUCCCCAGAAGCCCAGCCCAAAUACAUCAAAGGUGGGAAGCGCUAUGGGAGGCGAUCUCUGCCGGAGUUUCAGAAAUCCGUGGAGGACUUUGCGGAGGUGACGGUGAUUGAGCCUCUGAAUGAGGAAGCCCAGCCAUCUUGCAUCUCCAACAAUGACUGCGAGGAGCACUGGAGAUCCCAAGACAGCGAAGAGUAUGAGGCGGAAGGUCAGUUGAGAUUCUGGAAUCCCGACGACCUGAAUGCCUCCCCAAACAUCUCCCCCACUCAAGACUGGAUAGAGGAGAAGCUGCACGAGGUCUGCGAGAGCCUAGGCAUCUCCAGAGACGGGCAUCUCAGCAGGAAGAAGCUGGUCUCCAUUUGCAAACAGUACGGCUUGCAGAAUGUUGACAUGCAGGUGGCAGAGGACGUCUUCCGAAACCUCGAGCACGACAGCACGAUGAGCAUCGAAGACUUUUUCUACGGCUUCUUCAAAAUUGGGAAGCCUCUCCCGCCUUCAGCUUCGACUCCCUACAGACAACUCAAGCGCCAUCUCUCCAUGCAGUCCUUCGAUGAAUGCGGGAGGCGGACCACCACGCCUUCGGCCAUGACAAGCACCAUCGGCUUCCGUGUUUUCUCCAGCCUGGAUGACGGAAUGGGCUACGCGGACGUAGAGCAGAUCCUUGACGCCUGGCAUGAAGAAGGAAUCGAGAACAGCCAUGAGAUCCUGAAGGCCUUGGACUUCAACCUGGAUGGAAGAAUUAACCUGACGGAGUUGACUCUCGCCCUGGAAAAUGAACUUCUCAUAACAAAGAACGGGAUAUACCAAGCUGUGCUGGCCAGCUUCAAAACAGAGAUCCGGCAUUUAAUGGAGCAAGUGGACCAAGAAGCCCGAGAGAAGGAGAAGCUCCGUUUGGACUUGGAGAAGGCGGAGAAAUGGAAACUGUUCAUGACCUCCGAGGUGGAUGAGCGGCACUCUGCCAUCGAGCGCCAAAAUGAAUACAACCUGAGCAAGCUGGAAGAGGAGUACAAGGAGAGGGUGGCAGCGCUCAAGAGCGAGCUGCAGAGAGAGCGGGAGCAGAUCCAGCAGCAGGCCAGCAAGCAGCAAGCCGACCUGGAGGAGGAGAUGGCGAAGCUGAGGACCGAGGAGAACGACUUGCGGGACUGCCUGGCUCUGACACUGAAGGAGAACAGCCGCUUGGAGAACGAACUCCAGGAAACCGGAGAGAAGCUACUGAAAUACGAGGGCACCAUCAGCAAACUGCAGAAGAACUGGGAGAAUGUCCUAGCGGAGAAGUAUGGCGAUCUCGAUCCUGGCAGCGCAGAGUUCUUCCUCCAAGAGGAGCGGCUGAUGCAGAUGAAGAAUACGUACGAACAGCAGUGCAGGGAACUCCAAGACCAAAUCGAUGAGCUUCAGUCUCAGCUGGAAGAGUACCAGGGUCAAGGCAGAGUCGCCCGGACUCCUCUGAAAGCCUCUCUCUACGAGGAGCUGGACGAUGGCGGGACAGAGGGCACUCAAGGACCCGGUUCUGAAGACUGCAACCCACUAAAUAUGAGCAUAGAAGCCGAAAUGGCUAUCGAGCAAUUGAAAGAUCAGCAUCAACAGGACCUUUGCAGCUUGCAAGAGGAGCUUCAGAACAGGCUGUGCCAUUACCAGAAGCAGCUGGAGGAGAGCAAGACUCGCUGCGGCCAGGAGCAAGAGAUCCUCCAGCAGCAUCACGCCCAGGAAAGGCAAGCCUUGGAAGAGCAGGUUGACCGGCUGCAAGCCCAGGUGUCUGAGCUCCAGGAGGAGCUGGAGAGGCUCAGGCAAGAGUGGCAGGAGGCCGACUCACAGCAGAAGGUGGAGACCGGCAGCCUGCAGGCAUCCCUGGAGGAAAAGGCCAGCCUGGUGGACCAGUUGAAGCUCCAGCACCAGGAGGAGCUGCAGGCCAGGCUGCAGGAGGCCCGCGAGGGUUUCGGCCGCGAGCGAGAAGAGCUGGUCCAGGCCAGGGUCCGGCUGGAAGAGAAAAUGAGAGCCAUGGCGCAGACCGUCCAGGAAGAGAAAGCAGAGAUGGAGGGCGGUUUCCGCGAGCAGCUGCGGAGGCUGGAGGAGAAGCUAGUCGUGGAGAAGGAGGCACUGCAGCAAGAACUGGCGCGGAAGUAUCGGGAGGAACUCGAGGAGGAAAGGGCAAAAAUGGAAAAUGAAUUUAACGGAAGAGUUUCUCGGAUGGAGGAGCAGUUUGCCGUGGACCGACAGGCGCUUGUGAGCAAGUACGGGGAGGCCCUGAAAGGCCUUGAGGAGCGCUACCAGCAGGAGUUGCGCGAGGCCUCUGAGGAGAAAUCCCAGUGGGAGUUUGAGAAGGAUGAAAUGGCCCAAGAAGACGCCGAGACCCAGGAGAGGUGGAAGGAAAUGCUGGCGCAGGAGAAAGAGGCUUUGUCGGCCCUCACAGAAGAGAAACAGCUUCUGGAGAAGCAUUUUGAGGAGUGUGUGAGCUCUCUGGUCCUGGAGAAGGAGCAGUUGCAGAAGCAGCUGGAGGAUGUGACGAAAAGGGAGCGCGAGCUCCACCAGGGACUCCUGCAAAGGCAAGAGGUCCACCAGCAGGAGUUCCAGAAGAGAGGAGACGAAGGAGAAAUGUCCAGAGCUCAGGAAGAUCAGGAGCUGCUCCUCCAGAAGCUCAAGAGGCAGGAGGCUGAAUUCAAGGAGGAGAAAGGCAAGCUGACUUUGAGGCUCGCCACCGUAGAACGCCUGAAGCAGGAGGCGCUCAGCAGAGCGGCUGAAGAGAAGGAGGAGUUGAGGGCCAAAGUCUUGACUCUUGAAGGCAACAUUGAAGAGCUCCAGCAGGAGCUGCAAUGCCUGUCCAAACUGCAAAGAAAUUUAGCUUUUUUGAACAGAGAAGCAGACACGAAGAGGGGCGAUUUCCCAGGGCCAGCGAAGCCCCAGGAGCCAAGAGAACUGACGGACUUUCUUUCGGACCAGAGAAAGGACCAAGAACCCUCAGCCGAAGGUGGCUCAGCAACUGUCUCCACAGAGAGGAAGCUUCUGAGAAGCCCAACUCGCUCUCCUAGUUUUAUCACACUGGUUCCACAAUCGUUGGAAGACUCGCGGUUGCUGAUCGUAAGGGACCAAGACGACGCUCAAGUAAAAACGGACAGUGGCGUCAGAGAGUCAGGCAGCCUGGCGAUGGAAAUUGAAGAGACAAUACUAGAAGGACCCAUGGAGACGACGCUUGUCUUGGAAAAGGCCUACGAGGAGAUCUGGGUGGAGAAUGAUACCCUCAAGCGGCAGCAGCACCAGCUUCGAGAGCGAAUCAGCCUCCUGGAGGCCGAAUGUGACCAGGCCACUCUGGACCGGCAAGACAUGGCUUCCCAGGUGGAGAAGGAGCUGGAGGAGAUCCUCAAGACCAUCCCCCAGCCGAACGCCUUGCCCUGCAGAAGUGAGGAGCACGGGGAAAGUCUCGGCCGGGGACAAGCCAGUGUCACAAAACCGCACCCAGAUUGCAUCGGAGGCAGCAAAAGGCCCUCGGACGGAGCCCCAGAGGCUGAACUCCAAGCUGUGGAGAUGGCAGACUACAGAGGGGCAAUUGGGACUGAGAAGGCAGAGCUGGAAAACCAGGCGCCAGAGCUUUGGGGUGCAGCCGCCGAGAGAGAUGUGAGCUCCAGGGCGCAGAGCAAAGGUUUUCCCGCGCCGGAAGAACUUGAGCUGCAGAACCAGGCCUUGAAAGCCGAGGUGGGCAAGUUGCUUGAGCAGAAUGCCAGGCUGGAAGACCACUUGCCCCAGCUGCUGCGUCUGCAGAGCAGGCUGGAGGAGAGCGACCGAGAGAGUCUCACGCUGACGCAGGAGAAGGUGCGGCUGCAGGAGAGGGUGGUGGAGCUGGAAGAAGCCCACGGCCAGAUGUCCGCGGAGAACGCCGAGCUACUGAAUGCCAACCUGGUCCUGCAGAGCCGGCUGGGCAAGAUGGAAGCCUUUGUGGCCACCCUGAAGACCCCGAAAUCCGGGCGGCGCCACGGCUGGGGCGAGAACAGAGCCCGGGACGCGGAGACGGAGGCGAAGGGGCUCCUGGAGCUGAACAGGAAGCUCAAGGAAAAGGUGGCGGCCCUGCUGAAGCAGAAGGGGAGCCAUACUCAGGAGAGGGAGGAUUUGAACGCGGCUCUCUGGGGCUUGCGGAACACCUGCGGCGAGCAGCGGCAGGAGCUGGAGUUCAUGAGGGGUGAGAUGGAUCGCCUCCGAGAGGAAAAUGCUCUUUUGCGGAACAAUAUCGCCUUUAUGAAUGAGGAAGGCAGCAUUUGCGACCUGCGCUUGAGAGAGCUUAACGGGUCUCGGGAAGAACUCUGGCAGCAAAUGGAGUCUGUGCAGAAAGAAAAAGUUGCAGUGCAAAAAAUGGCCGAGAACCUGAAAAAGCAGGCCUCUGAACUGAAAGCCCGGAAUCAGCAGCUGGAGUUUGAGAACGCAGAGCUUGACCGAAAAACGUCUCCCCAGCAGGUGGAUGCUCAAGAUCUUAACCAACGGCUGCGCAAGGUCCUUCGGCAGAAAGAGGCGGAGAAGGGUGUGCCGGAGGAGAAGGAAGGCUCCUGGCUCCGGGAGGAACUGGAAAACUGGAAGAUCCAGCCCUCGAUGCUGGAGAUGGAGCUGUCUCAGCUCAGGGCUCAGGCCCUUGCUCUGGAGCAGGAGAACUACUUUCUCAAGGAAGAGCUGGAAAAGGGAAAGCAGAUUCCCAGAUGCCCGGACCUCUCUGACCUCCAGAAUGAGAUUUCCGGCGUCCUUGUGAAAAACGAGAAGCUUUUGAAAGAGAAGGAAGCCCUCAGCGAGGAGCUGAACAGAUGUGCGCAGAAGGUAGCCAAAGUGGCUUUCCUAGAAGAUCUCGUCGCUUCCCUGAAGCAGGAGAAGUCAUCUCUGGAGCACCAGAAUCAGAUUCUGAAAACUCAGAAGGCAGCGUCGCAAGACAAGAAUCGGGCCCUUGAAGCAGCCGUGCAUUCGGCGGGGCUGCAGAGCCAGCAGAAGCAGCUGUGCUGGGGGGACGAAGUGGGUCUCCUGGCCCAGCAGGACCAGCAGCUCUUGAGGCAGGACAACGAGCGUCUCCAGCAAGAGCUCCAGAGCGCCAGCUCAGAUCUCGCUCGUUCCAGAGAGAAGAUCCGUCAGCUGGAAUCCACCAUCCUGACCCACAAGCACCUAAAACACCAAAGCCAUUUGGGGAUUGUGAACGCCAUUGAGCAGGAGAAAGCGAGUCUGAAGAGGGAAUGUGAGAGGCUUCAGAAGGAGCUGGCCUCAGCCAACUGGAAGAUCAGCCAGAUGAGUUCCCUUGAGCGUGAGCUAGAAGCCGUCAAUCUGGAAAACGAAGGCCUACGGAAGAAGCAAGUCAAACGGGACGAACAGGUGAUGGAGCAGCUGCUACACUCGAGCUCCAGCGUGAUGCUUAGCCCGUCGCAGCAUCCUCGCGACCUCCAGCAGCAAGGCUGCCCUGUGGUCCCCUGGGAAGAGUACCAGCAGCUCCAGCGCCAGUUCCUGCAGGAGGAGAGGAGGUGCCAGCGCCUGCAGGAGGAGCUCGAAAACCGGCCCUUGGAGACGAACAUGCCCCAGGGUGGACAAGAGCAUCUGCUCAAAACCAUGGAAAAGCGCAUGAUGGAUGUUGAACAGCAGCUGAGGCUGGUGAAGAGGCUGCUCCAAGACAAAGUCAAUCAGCUCAAAGAACAGCUUGCCAAGAACACGAAAGCCGACGAGAUGGUGAAGGACCUCUUUGUGGAGAACGCCCAGCUCCUGAAGGCCCUGGAGAUGACCGAGCGGAGGCAGAAGACCGUGGAGAAGAAGAACUACUUGCUGGAAGAAAAGAUUGCCAACCUUGGCCGGAUUGUCAAAAACCUGACCUCGCCCACCUUGGGCUCCGCUGCUCAGUUGGGGUCUUAGCAAAGCCAUACCCGCCUGUCUCUGCACAGCUGGGGACGCACUUUACUUAAAGCUGCCUUUUUAAGAAUAGUGACAACGGCUGCCCUUUAGUUGUUCCUUCUCUGCCCCAAAGAAACCCCGGUUCUGUUCUCGGGUGCACAUUAUCCCCACAUGCCUUGUGGCGCAAUGUUGCUCUACCAGCCCUAGAAGGUGGCCAGACCGAGGCUGAUCUUCUCAUCAGGUGAUUCAGGAAAAGCCAGAGCUCUUAGAGCAUCUCGUUUCCUGAUCUGAUGGGGCAGCGGAGGUGAGAAAACACAUGGGACGCGGACAGAGCAGAGAGGACCAGCUGAGGACAAGGGAGAUUUGAACCUCAGGCUCUUGGGGAUUAAGGGGAGGUCUGGAGAUGGAUCUCUUCAGGGAAUCUCAGGGCCAGGAGCCAAACGUUGACCUCAGGGCACCCAGUUAGCCCACAAGCAUCACUGCUCAAAGGGCCACGUUGCUCAGACAGGUGAAUCAAGCUUGGAGAACGUUCAAUCAAGGGUGGGGAGCCACAGGCCUGGGAACCAAUUGCACCCCAUCCUUGCCUCUCUAGAUGCCCCUCCGGCCACAGCCCCUCCCCAGCCCUGCUCCACACACCAAUGGUCUGAUUCAGUAUAAGGCUGUGAGGUGCCUGUGUGCAUCUCAGAGCAAGAGAGAGAGAAUAUCUCUGGCUUUCAUGUGCCUGGAAUGUACCUACAGUUGUUGUUGUUUAGUCGUGUCCAACUCUUCAUGACCCCCUGGACCAGACCACACCAGGCACUCCUGUCUUCCACUGCCUCCCAUAGAUUGGUCAAACUCAUGCUGGUAGCUUCGAGAACACUGUCCAACCAUCUCUGUCGUCCCCUUCUCCUUGUGCCCUCCAUCUUUCCCAACAUCAGGGUCUUUUCCAGGGAGUCUUCUCUUCUCAUGAGGUGGCCAAAGUAUUGGAGCCUCAGCUUCAGGAUCUGUCCUUCCAGUGAGCACUCAGGGCUGAUUUCCUUCAGAAUGGAGAGGUUUGAUCUUCUUGCAGUCCAUGGGACUCUCAAGAGUCUCCUCCCGCACCAUAAUUCAAAAGCAUCCAUUCUUCGGCGAUCAGCCUUCUUUAUGGUCCAGCUCUCACUUCCAUACAUCACUACUGGGAGUACCUACUUUACAUAAGUGUAAUGGGUGCAUCCAAUGCUCUACUCGCUUUUUUGCCUCUGAGACGCCUUGCCCCCUGCCCAAAUUGCCCUGCAACCUUUGGGUUGAAAAAGGUUCCCCACCCCUGCCUUUUGGGAUUAAGGGGAGCCUACAGGUGGAUCUCUUCGCCUCAGACCACCUCCCCAACCCGAAAGUCAGUGUGGCAGAAAGAGGAGAAGCACGUCUUGGGGUUGUGGGAUGGUUGUGUGGGCGAGGGGAGAUGGUUUCCCACCACAAACAGAAGCCAAGCAGAGGUCCUAAGGCCCUCCUUUCUGCAGGUGGCACCCACAGAAUUCUGCAAACUGUUCGGGAGGGGGGAAUAACUGAUUUGCAGAUCGGAAGGGGCAUUGCUGGGUGGUCAAAGGCACUUGGUGCAUGCAGCCGGUUCCUGCCUCAACCUCCAGAAUGUCAGGGAGCCAUAGUCUGUAUAUGGCAGUAUCAUAUCAAAUGGACACUCAUGAACAGUAGUAGCUCCCGCUUCACAAAUAAAGGCUUUAUUGAGCCUGUCUGGUUUUUAAGGCAUAUCUGGCCAUUUUUAUUCAUCUGCCCCAAAGUGAAUUGUGAUCCCUGCAUUGCAGGGAAUUGGACUAAAUGAUUCUCAAGGGUCCCUUCCAACUCUUCAGUUCUGUGAAUACCAAAAUUCUCAAUAACCCGAAUUCCAUGCACAUAUUCAAAUGAACAGCUGUGAAUGCCGUCUCAGGACAGGUGCUUCAGUUAAUGUGGUCCGAGUGCUUUAAAUGUGUGGUGCGCACCUUGGAGGGCACAUUCUCAGCCUUGAUUCAGUUCCUGACAUUUUCCAUGGGUUUCUUCUGCAACAUGCCAUUGACGCAAAAAUAGUGCAUUCAUAGUGGAUUAACAUUGGACCAUCCGCCCUUCCUCCUGUGUUAUUAUUUUGCAAUGUUUCCCCAGUGUUUUAUUGCUGUCUGGGGGGGCACUCUAAAAAGUUACAGGACUGGAGAUAAAUAAGUAUGCCUACCUCCAAAAUUCUGCAGGCACAAACAAUAUCGAAAGCGGGGUUGUGUAUAACCGCCCCACUAUGGCAUCAUAAGGGCAAAUAAAAAUUAUGUUAAGUUGUGGGUGAACAUAUCAGACGACACAGCGAUUCUUCAAACAGCUCUUGUUUAUUCACAGGCCAGAACAGAACUGAACUGAAGGGUUCAGUCAGCCUGCUUAUAUAGAGCUCCAGUACAACGUAACUGUAACUAUUUUCUAAAACUAUCCAAUCACUGAACGUCACUUUCGAUCCCUUAUUUGCAUAACUAUCUACAGUUUCCCCCUGCUGGCCCAGGGUGAGAACUUCAGUACAUAACAAAUUAUGCCUGCAUUCUGGGGAGUUGCUGAGAGUCACGGUUGAUCAUUGUAGGUCAGGUUAAAGAGUCCCAUGAUGCAGUCGGGCACCAUCAGUCCUGUGGGUUUCCUGGGAAAUUUCCCAUGCAAAUUAGGGGUCCGUUGCAUCUGAAAGUUUUCUGGUGACCUAAGUGAUCUCACUCAGCCGGUUCAUUUUACACAUUUUAUUUUAUGAACAAAGCGGACAACUUCGUAAAACGCCAAGUUUGCCCGAUACUGGCGCCUGGUCGUCGUUACUGCCAAAGGUAUGGUAAUUUUCCGUAGGAAAACAGAGCUCUAAGAGAAGCUUUUCCACCCUCAGGUUGCAGAGAGUCGUUGGCCACCCUGCCGUGGACCGCAGCUUAGAGACAAUGAAACUUGAACAUGCCUUAACUUGUGCAUUUAGCUGUGGCCUCACCUCUGCCGUGUCAACGCCAAAGGGGAAUGCUCAGGGAACAGCACACAGAUCCUAUAGCCAUGUAGCUUUGCGUGUGUCCUUUCUUCUGACUUUACGUGAGCACUAAACCUUCUACUGAGUUGCUGCUAGGGAGACGCAUCGCCAGCCAGCCGGAGCAGGGAGCCCCCUGGCCCAUGUCCAAGGCUUGUUAGUCUAUUACCGCACAAGGCAGCUCCACAUAUUCCUUCUGUACCCUGGAGGAUGUGAAUGCUGAAACCCACCAGUUGCCUUAAUACAGAGACCAGGCACCAGCUGAGAUUCCUUACAUUGCAGAGGGUUGGACCAGCUGAUUCUUGGGGUCCCUCCACAAUUCUAUUAUUCCUCUUCCUGCAAUUCAGCUGGUGCAUUCCCCUAAGCUGUUUAGAGGGGCAAGUCCCACACACUCCUUGGGGAUGCCAGUUUUAGGGGAAUCAAGCCAUUCACCAUCUAUGGUUCUUUAUUCCCAUGACGUGAUUGAAACUCUAGGGGCCUGAGAAACAGCCUCGUGGUGAAAAAAUGCUCCAUAGAGGCUCAGCAAAGUCCCAACCCGAGUCUCUUUUGGAAGCACUGCAAACCUAGUUUUCGUUCACACGGACUAUCUUGGGUAGGGUUACCUCUGUGUAUUUGGGCUAUGCUGGGACUAAUUUUAAUGGUAACUCUCACGCAUGUUUGUUGCCUUGUUAUCCCAUCCUGAGCCCUUUGGGCAGGCAAUAAAUAUAAAUCAAUAAAAUAAAAUGAGGCAA
Messenger RNA from Podarcis raffonei (Aeolian wall lizard), 10017 nucleotides. RefSeq names its product ninein (gene NIN). Gene Ontology annotation, molecular function: calcium ion binding. NCBI's taxonomy places the organism in Eukaryota, Metazoa, Chordata, Lepidosauria, Squamata, Lacertidae. The transcript has 30 exons. Gene Ontology annotation, cellular component: ciliary transition fiber; mitotic spindle pole; centrosome. The record is from RefSeq and is a predicted model, not a curated record. Gene Ontology annotation, biological process: centrosome-templated microtubule nucleation; centrosome localization; microtubule anchoring at centrosome. The coding region runs from base 211 to 6336 and encodes 2041 amino acids.